Akanthomyces muscarius is the source of this 3822-nucleotide messenger RNA. RefSeq lists its product as uncharacterized. Bases 1 to 3822 code for a protein of 1273 amino acids. Gene Ontology annotation, biological process: protein deubiquitination; proteasome-mediated ubiquitin-dependent protein catabolic process; regulation of proteasomal protein catabolic process. Gene Ontology annotation, molecular function: cysteine-type deubiquitinase activity; proteasome binding. The record is from RefSeq and is a predicted model, not a curated record. The transcript has 3 exons. NCBI's taxonomy places the organism in Eukaryota, Fungi, Ascomycota, Sordariomycetes, Hypocreales, Cordycipitaceae.
AUGGCCCAUUUCGAUUUAACGGGGGAGGAGAAUGCAGGCACCUACUUUGCGGCGCUGCCAGGCACCUCUGGCACUGACUUUGUGCAGCACAAUACUACUCCCAUGAAGGCCAGAUUCUUUGCUUCCAGGGACGAGGUGGCGGGGUGCCAUCCUAGUCGCUGGAUCUACGAGCUCAUCAACAAUCGCUUCACCGUCUGUGACCUCUUCGACCGAGCCCGAGCCCAAAGCGCUGAAUUCGAUAGCCCCUACACGUGGGAUCAUCCUCAUAAGCUGGUCAUCAACGGCAAUCAAAGCUACUCAACAAGUUCGGCUCAGAUAGUUUCUUCAAUAUGCCUGGACUGCCACUUUCAUUUUGUCUUCAAGAUGGCUUGGGAAGAGGACCACACGAGCGGACUUUGCCACCAUUCGCAAGCAGCCUGGCCGCUGCAAGACAACAUGUUUCCAUGGCACCAUCUUGCAUGGGCGGGCUCUGCGUCUCCAGGAAACAUGGCCAGCGAUUACAGCAAAUACAACCCCCUCCUGGCGAGAGAGAACUUUGUCUGCACCGCUGCCCCCUGCACACUCCAAAUCACGUUGGAGAUUAGCCAGCCCAGAAUGCCCAGCUGGUGGGUGAAACUGCUUCUCGACCACGAGGCAAUCAGACACGAACUCGACGUUGCCAGAGAGCAGGAUCCAGGUAGAUACGAAGGAGCCACAGACGAAUGGGCCUACCAAACGCCUCUGAAUCUCAAUACGUAUCUCAAGAACCAGUUGGAGUCGACCGCCGAGACAGUACGAAGCAUAUCAAAACGUAACAAGCGCUUCGCUGUUCUAUUCGGACCGCGGUGCUUCUCUAUCUUUAGGGAACUCGAGUUCCAAGAAAAGAUAGAAGACAACAACGGCGUCGACGAAGGAUCCUUUACACCACGCCCUGCCGCACCCUCAGCCGGGCCGUUAGGCACCACCGAAAUAAAUACUUAUCGAGCAUACCUUGAGGACGUUCGGGCAGAGGUACAGUGUCUGAUACACAAGGCUGGGCAAGCUGCCGAAAAGCCUACUUUCUGCACUCCAAUGUUGCAUGGAGUACUCCAGUGCGCCGAGGUCAAGGACGUUGAGUCGAAUGCCCUGGUUGGCACGGACCGAUACAAGCUUCUGGGUGUUUUACCCUCACAGGGUAGAGAAAUUGUGGUCAACGCGUACAAGCGACAGUGGGAUCUUCUACCUUCCUCUCGGAAAGAGCUUAUUGACGCUCUUCUGAACGUCGCCAAUGACGCUCAAGACGACCUUCUUAUCGAGUAUGCCGUCACACAAUCAUCGGUGUACGAGAGUCAACCACGCCAGCAAGCUGUGGCCGAUGACGGCGGCACCGUUUUGCAGUCAUUGGCGUAUUUUGAGCUCACCCCGCCGAACAAUUACCCUGCCGAGGCUAUCAUCCGCGCGUUCAGGAAGAAGCUAGUCGAUGACCCAGCCGAUGCCAGCACAGCCAGGGGCGUGCUGAUGAUGAUUGCGUCGGAGUCUCAGGAUGAUCACUAUCAGGCAAAUCUGCUCAUGGAAGCCGAUCAAAAGAUGUCUCUGGAGACUGCCAAACACGUCAUUGGCCUAAACGAUUCAUCAAACAUUAUAUCCGACGCGGGUCCGGCCACUCGUAAAAAGCUCCAACAGUGCCAGAAACCAAAGGCGAGGAAACUUUACUUGGACGCUCUUGACUCGAUCGCUGAGCAUACAGCAUCACCUUCGCUGAAACAAGCAGCGCAGGAACUCGCCCACGAAAGUGAGUCGGGUAUUGGUAUGGGUAGUGCAGACUCUGGCGCUCCCGUCGACUUUUCAUUGCCGGUUGGUCUGGACAAUAUUGGAAACACAUGCUAUCUCAACAGUCUGCUGCAAUAUCUCUUUACAGUCAAGCCUGUGCGAGAUGUUGUCUUUGAUUACGACGACCUCAAGCUCGGCUUAUCUGAAGACGCGAUCGAUAAACGCCGCAUUGGUGGGAACAAGAUGCAGAUGGACAGAGGAGAAGCUGUUGUUGCAGAUGCUUUUGCUCAAGAACUCGCUACCCUGUUCAAUACUCUCCAAAAAUCAGAAAAGACAGCGACCAGACCUUCGCAGCGUUUAGCCAACGCCGUUUUGCUAUCAACUCACACGUUGUUGAAUAGCGAGAAGGCAGGUGAUCGGCAAGGUAGUCCUUUGCCUCCACCGCUCCCGUCUAGGCCUUUGCCGGAACCAGCUGCUGCCUUUGGAGAUGGCUCGGGGGACGUUAACAUGGUUGACUUUGAGCAUCGUGGCACUGCUCCUCUAGAUACAGCCAGUCUUUCUAGCACCAAGACUUUGGUGGAGCACGAGGCAAGCCCGGAACCCUCGCACGAGCGCGUUGAAAACGUUGCAGAGCCAGAUGGCCAGAUGAUUACAUCUACGACAGAGACAAGCAAUGCAGAUGACGCAGUCAUGGUAGAUGGCGUAGCGCCAGCCUCAAAACCGAGCGGAGAUACCCAAGCUGAAAAGCCGAUCCCCACACUCGAUGCAAGGACCACCGAUGUCGAUAUGGUCGACGCGGAGGCUCCUGAAACUAUCGAUCAAAAAGUGCUUAGCGCACUCGAACGCCAGAAGCGAUCUUCGGGCACAGAUCAACAGGACGUCGAGGAGGUGAUGGGCAGUAUCAUCAAUCGCUUGCAAGCCGCUAUUCGGCCUAGUUCCGUCGACGACAAGACCGGAAUACAGCUUGAGAGGUUGAUGGAGACAUUCUUCGUCACGACAGUCAAUUAUACCAAGAAGUUUCACGAGCAGAAGUACCAGCAUGAGGUUAGCUUCGACAGAUCAAUCACGGCUUUUCCGGCCGAGAACGGGCCAUGCAGCCUGUACGACGCUCUCGGCCGCAACUUUGAUCAGCAGAUUCUGGAAGAGAGCAAGCUAUCACGCUACACUACCAUCAGGACGCUGCCGCCGAUUCUGCAUGUGCUGAUUCAGCGCACACAGUCUACCGGUAGCAAGAAUGGCAACCCGGUCAUUAUUCCCGAAACCCUGUAUGUAGAUCGAUUCAUGGAUAUGGACCAUGAUUCACCGGCUUUCCAGCGACGUGUGGAGGACUGGAUCACGGCGAAAAGAAUUGCCGAUAUCAAGACAGAUCUUGCGAAGCUCGAGGACAACCCCUCGUACUUGAGAUCACUUGAGCAUUAUAAAGCUCCCGAACCCCUUACUUCCGCCAAACUUUCAACGCAGGACGACGCGCCGGAAGAGGUGGAAACUUUUGACUUUGACGGCCCUGUGGAGGACGACUUUUUGCUCAUUUCGCCCUCGAAGCCGGUCGUUGAACAAGAGGAGGUGUCCGUUCCCAAGGUCACCGGUGUCUACGAGACGUACUGCCAAGUCAAGCAGAUGAUGGAAGACGAGCUGACACGCUGCGAGGAAACCAUAACAGCGCACAAUGAAGAACUGAAGGAGGUUGCCUACCGCCUGCAUGCCGUCAUCUGCCAUCGUGGCCAGCUCAUGUCUGGCCACUACUGGGUCUGGAUCCGCGACUUUCAGGACAAUGUGUGGCGGUGGUACAAUGACGCCGACGUCAAGGAGAACAAGGACACUGAGGAGGUGCUCCGUACUCUAAGCACGAGCGGCGAGCCGUACUUUUUGUGCUACGUGCGGGACGGAGACAAGGACAAGUACGUCAACGUUCCGAAGCGCGAGCAACCACUACAGCCUGAGCCGGGGCCUGUACCGGAGCCUGUGCCGGAACUCGUGCCGGAACUUGUGCCCGAGGGGACCUCGCCGCCAGAGAGCGCCUCGCCGGAGCCGGAGAAGCUGGUUGAUGGUGGCGUGCGUGAGAUGCUAACGCCACCGCCAGAACCUGCAGCUUAG